Molecule: messenger RNA, 1108 nt
Organism: Cucurbita maxima (winter squash)
Lineage: Eukaryota; Viridiplantae; Streptophyta; Magnoliopsida; Cucurbitales; Cucurbitaceae
Product: mitochondrial inner membrane protease subunit 2
Exons: 5
Coding region: 368-880 (170 amino acids)
Biological process (GO): mitochondrial respiratory chain complex assembly
Cellular component (GO): membrane; mitochondrial inner membrane peptidase complex
Molecular function (GO): serine-type endopeptidase activity
Source: RefSeq, a predicted model, not a curated record
CUUCUAUUUCUCUGUUUGCGCUCGCUCGUUCGCGCCUUCGUUUACUGUAUGGUUAGGGUUUGGCGCUGAGUGAGUGCAGCGAUCACCAGCGGAUUUGGCAAACAAUAUUUUCUAUUGAGUUCUUCCGUAUCUCUCAGCGUCGAUCGCCCGCUUCCUAUUCUCAUAAUAUUCUUUAAUCUUUUCAACGUAGUUGAGGAAUUCAACUGGGAUAAUUGGGCUGCUUGCCGGAAAUCUUGCGGUUUCUAUCUGUUGUGUACUGUCAAUUUUUAGGUAAACUCGACGAAUUGCGCCUAUCUGAUUUUUCCAUGUUGCAGUUACUGAACUCCCAUUUCGCACUUGAUAUGCAUCUAUUUGGUAUACUUUGGAAAUGGCAAAUCGAAGUUUAGUGUGGAACGUUGCGAGGAAAUGUUUCACACUUGGAAUUAUAGGCGUUACGGUUUCGGAUCGUUAUGCGAGUGUUGUCCCUAUCCGGGGUGCUUCAAUGUCUCCCACUUUUAAUCCUAGAGCCACUUCUCCGGCAGGACCUGUUAGUGAUGACUACGUGCUGGUUGAGAAAUUUUGCCUUGAGAAGUUUCAAUUUUCUCCCGGUGACGUGAUUGUUUACCGAUCCCCUAGUAAUUACAAGGAGAAACAUGUGAAAAGAGUUAUUGCCUUACCAGGAGAUUGGGUUGGAACUCGUCAAACAUAUGACGUUGUAAAGGUUCCAGAAGGACACUGUUGGGUUGAAGGUGAUAAUUCAGAUUGCAGCAUGGACUCGAGAUCUUUUGGCCCGAUACCAAUGGGUUUGAUUCAAGGUAGGGUGUCACAUAUUGUAUGGCCACCUCAAAGAAUUGGUGCUGUUGAGAGGAAAUACCCUCAGGGGAGAGUCAAGUCCUACUAAUAAUACCAAAAUUGAAGGUCUUUUACAUUAGGUAGAAAUUUUUUAGAACUGGAGACCUUUUCUGCAGUGAUUUCUAUCUAUCACUUUCGGUUAUGUUAUUUUUUCUCCAUAACAUACAUUAUUUACAUUCUUGGGGUAUUUUCAAUGUAAUACCCGUAUUUGGAGGAACCUGUAUUUCAGUAACGAUUGAACUUGACCUCACGUAUGCACGAGAAUCCCGUCGCUUAA